AUGGACCAAGGCUUUCAGGCUGGCGCCGAGGCCUUGCGUCGGUCAAUACUCUCGACUCCGAUUAUUGACAACCACGCACAUCCGCUGCUUAAAAGCAGUCAUAUCGCCAAGUAUCCCCUGCUUACCAUUGUGACGGAAGCUCAUGGCGACGCACUCGACUCAUCGCGAACCAGCCUGGCCCAUAUUCGAGCCGUCAAGCAGCUUUCGGAACAACUUGGAUGUGCCGCGACUUGGGACGCUGUGGAGGCCGCCAUCGCAAAAGAACGACGACAUGACUACGCCGAAUGGACUCGGAAAUGCCUUUCUGGUAUCGAGUGCAUCCUUGUCGAUGAUGGCUUGGAUCAUGAGCAAGCUGUCGAACCCUACAGCUACUUUGACCAGUUCGCCCCCAGCCCCAGCAAACGUAUCCUCCGCAUUGAGCAAGUUGCCGCCAAAUUUAUAGAAUUUGCGUGCAUCUCACAGACAUCGGCUGCGAGAGCAUUUGACUACGCCAUUGCGGAUUUCGAGGCCGAGCUUAGGGGUGCAAUUUCCAACCCGGACAUUGUCGGCUUCAAGUCGGUCAUUUGCUAUCGAACGGGACUUGACAUUGCAUCCGGGGCCAGCGAGUCUGAGGCGCGGGUGGCGUUUGCGAGUAUUUUCUCACAAAGGCAGUCAGCAAACGCUACGAGGUUCACGAGGUUGAAUCAUCGCGCGCUCAAUGAAUUCAUCGUCCACCGCCUCGCUCAGUUAAUCCAGGACUCCAAGUCGGUUCACAAAAAGCCCAUUCAAUUCCACACCGGCCUCGGUGAUAAUGAUCUCACCUUGACACGAUCUUCUCCGGCGCAUCUGCAAGAAUUCGCACGGCAAUAUCCAACAGUCCCAAUUGUUCUUCUGCAUUCUGGCUAUCCCUUCGAUCGGGAAGCAGGAUACAUGGCAGCAAUGUAUGAAAAUGUAUAUGCUGAUAUCGGCGAGGUUUUCCCAUUCGUCAACAGAGAUGGGCAAGAAAGCAUAGUACGCCACAUUCUGGAGCUCUGUCCGUGGGAAAAGAUCAUAUGGAGUACCGAUGGUCAUUGGUUCCCCGAGACUUUUUAUCUCGCCAUAGUCCAAAUGAGAGAGGUGUUUCACACAGUCUUGUGCAAAUUGGUGCAAAAGGGGGACAUCACAUGGAAACAGGCCACCCACAUGGUCCAGGAUAUGUUGUUCAAUACCUCUAAUAAGAUUUAUAAUCUCGGUCUAACGUUGAGGAGCCAACUACCUGAAAGUGUGCCAUCCUCCGGAGCAACGUCAGCUACUGUUGAGUCGCAACACUUGUUGACAUACCUGAGCAACGCCGAAAAGCCACAUUAUAUACGCUUAUGUUGGGUGGAUUAUACGGGUAUUCCAAGAAUGAGAGUCAUACCUUCGCGACAGGUUUUGUCCACGCUAAAAAACAACCAGCCGCUCUCAGCCACUGUUACCAAGGGGUGUCUUGGCGUGCUUCAGAAUGAUGUCUUGAUUCCUGGUGUCGGCGCAAUUGGAGAAUUUAGGCUGCAACCAGACUUUUCAUCCCUCCAUCAUGGGCCACGGGAUGGUCAUAUUACAAUAAUGUGCGACUUCAAGGAAAAGGAUGGCUCGCUCGUCAACCUCUGCCCUCGAACCAUGUUGAAAAGGGCCUUGGGCCUUGCUCGCCUUCAGGAUAUCGAGCUUUGGUUUGGCUUUGAGAUUGAGCUUGUGCUCCUUCGCCGCUCAGGCAACGGGGGAUACAGCGAUCAUAGCAAUGACGGACACGCUUGGUCAACGGUCGGAGCCAUGGACCACGAGGUAGUCGAGAAGGUGUUGGAGCCCGCAAUACAGCAACUCGAUCACGCCGGGGUAUACGUCGAGAUGUUGCACGCAGAAAGUGCCAAAGGCCAAUUCGAAAUAAUCUUACCCAAGGCCAGGGCAAUGGAAGCCGUGGACACUCUGAUCUUUGCGCGGCAAGUCAUAGCAAGCUGCGCAAGUGCCUGUGGAUACAAGAUGACAUUGCAUCCCAAACCGAUAGCUAAUGCGUGCGGCACCGCGGCCCAUGCUCACAUUUCAAUCGCGUCAGAUGACCUCAACGCAGGCCUAUAUGAAUCAUUCUAUGCGGGUGUUUUGUCUCACCUGAGAGCUAUAUGCGCCUUCACGUGUAGCAAUAUGGUGAGCUACGAACGGCUUCGAAACGGCGUCUGGGCGGGAGGUACGUGGGUUGCAUGGGGCACACAAAAUCGCGAAGCGCCUCUUCGCAAGAUCGAAAACAGCCAUUGGGAGUUGAAGUGUGUGGAUGGUCUUUCCAAUCCGUAUAUAGCCACAGCGGUGGUUGUUCUAGCAGGACUCGAUGGUGUUCAGAAGGGAAAGGGGCUUACCUGGCGUGACUGCACAACGGACCCUGCGUUACUUUCGUCUGACGAGCGGCUUCAGUUGGGUAUUGAGAAGAAGUUGCCCGGGAGCAUCGAGGAUGCUUUGAACGCCCUCAGUGAAGAUGAGGAUUUGACAAAUCUGUUGGGCGCUGAUGUUGUCGAAAGAUACGUGGCCGUGAAAGAAGCGGAAGUGGAUUUGAUGAGAUCCAUGAGCACAGAGGACAGGAGAAAGUGGAUCAUAGACAGAUAUUAA
Molecule: messenger RNA, 2589 nt
Organism: Metarhizium brunneum ARSEF 3297
Lineage: Eukaryota; Fungi; Ascomycota; Sordariomycetes; Hypocreales; Clavicipitaceae
Product: Protein fluG
Molecular function (GO): glutamine synthetase activity; hydrolase activity
Source: RefSeq, a predicted model, not a curated record